AUGAGCGUACAACAAAAAGAACAGACAGAGAUCGAAAUCAAAGGAAAAAUUGGCCAUCACGAAGAAUUAAUGCAAGCGAAACUCAAGAAGAAUGAGAAUGAAAGAGAUAAAAUAGCAUUGAAAUUGUGCGCGGCCUUUGCCAGAGCAAAUAUGGCAAAAAUGUAUUCAUUCGCAAAUGUUCUUAUUAAACUUUUUGGGCUCUACAAAGUUGUUAAUUCUUGUUUCAUAACAAUAUAG
Clunio marinus is the source of this 237-nucleotide messenger RNA. Lineage: Eukaryota; Metazoa; Arthropoda; Insecta; Diptera; Chironomidae. The record is from the annotation of a GenBank genome assembly.